UCGAUCUCCUGCAGCUUCGUUGCUUUCCAGUUACAACGAUUUCCUUCAUACUAUCUACUUGCAAAAUUAAAACUUGCAGAAAGUUGGACAGCGACAGAAGUGAAAGAGGAAUUAGAGAAAUGUCUGUCCUGCAGGAGAUUAGUCCAAAUGUAAGGAACAUGAUACAGUUAGAGUCUACAGUCCUCGCCAUACGAGCAAGACAGAUCAAGGAAGAGCUCAGACAGAAAGUGAGAAAGCCAUACAAAGAAGUGAUAGAUGUCUCCUGGGGCGACCCGCACAGGGCAGGAGUGAAGCCUCUGUCAUUUGUCCGGCAGGUUCUUUCAGCAUGUCUUUAUCCUCAGCUGUUGAACAGCGACACACUGCCAGUGGACGUCCGACAGAGGGCUCAGACGCUGCUUGCGGGAUGCGACGCAGGGAGUGUCGGUUCUUAUACUGCUGCAGCGGGUAUAUCAGAAAUAGUCUGCAGAGUUUCUGAAUUCAUAACCAGACGAGAUGGUGGUGUUCCUUCUUACCCUGAACACAUAUUCAUCAGCCCCGGCUCACAGUGGGCACUCACGUCCAUUCUCAACGUCUUGGUGAACAGCGAGGCUUCCCCCAGAACAGGUGUGCUGACUCCAGUGCCAUGCUACUCCACUGCCACUUUGUCCAUCAUGGGUCUGGGAGCAGAUAUCGUUCCCUACUACCUCAGCGAGGAACAGGGCUGGGAGCUGCAGGUGGAGGAGCUGCAUCGAGCGCUGGACUCUGCUAAGGGAGCCUGCAACCCUGUAGCUCUGUAUGUCAUCAACCCUGGAAAUCCCACAGGUCAUGUUCAAAGCAGGAAAUCAAUGCAAGAGGUGAUCCGGUUGGUUGCAGAGAAGAGGUUAUUCCUUCUGGCUGAUGAGGUCUACCAGGACUGUGUUUAUGGGGAAAAUAGCGAGUUCGUCUCUUACAAGAGGGUUCUGGCUGAGAUGGGUCCUCCUCUUUCAGACACAGUGGAGCUGGCAUCCUUCCACUCCGCAUCCAAAGGCAUCAUGGGAGAGUGUGGUCUGCGUGGUGGAUAUGUGGAGCUGGUAAAUCUGGACCCCGCUGUUAUGAAAUACAUCUACAAACUGUUCUCGACAUACAGCUGUGCACCUGUGUUGGGCCAGAUUGCCCUGGAUCUGAUGAUGAACCCUCCACAACCAGGAGAUCCCUCAUACCCACUUUAUAGUGAGGAGACACAACACAUCAGGUCCACGCUGGCUCAUAAUGUAAAGAGGGUCUUUGAGGUAGUAAACAGUCUGCCGUGUUUCUGCUGCCAGCCAGUGGAAGGAGGAGCAUUCGCCUUCCCCAGACUGCAUCUUCCACAUAAAGCCAUUGAGAAAGCCAAGGAAAUGGGAAUGCAACCAGAUAUGUUCUACUGUGUCAGACUACUGGAGGACGCCGGUGUGUUGGUCAGUCCUGGUCAGGAUCUCGGACAAAAGGAGGACACGUACCACAUCAGAUUUUGCAUUAUGACCUCUGAGGACACCAUGGAAGAAGCGCUGAGGCGACUAUCCAGCUUUCAAACACAGUUCAUGAAAGUCUUUUCUUAAAUCAAGUCCUCUCUUAUGUUCAGUUUAUCUUCUCAUCUAUGUGCAGUUCAAUAAUUCAUUUAAAACAAUAAAAAGGAUCGGACCACU
This is a messenger RNA of Cottoperca gobio, 1640 nucleotides long. Its product is annotated as alanine aminotransferase 2. The transcript has 11 exons. Gene Ontology annotation, biological process: biosynthetic process. Lineage: Eukaryota; Metazoa; Chordata; Actinopteri; Perciformes; Bovichtidae. The coding region runs from base 120 to 1553 and encodes 477 amino acids. Gene Ontology annotation, molecular function: pyridoxal phosphate binding; transaminase activity. The record is from RefSeq and is a predicted model, not a curated record.